AUGAUAGAGGACACUAUGUACAGUGCAAUGAGAGAAGUUCUGUCCAAUGUGGAUUGGGAAAAUAUUCAGGACCAAAAUAUUCAGGAAGCAUGGGGCAUUCUUAGUGACAAGCUGGAAAGUGCAAUGCACGAGGAACAAACUGCGAACCCACACAAGAAACCUGAGACAAAUAUUCGAGGAAGCGCUUGCAAGCGAAUAAAGACCAGUUCCAGAGCGUUUUGGAAGUAUACCAAGUCAAGGCUAACAGUGAAAAGCGGUGUCGGUGAUCUCAAAGACUGUGAGGGUGAAGCACAUACUGAAGAUGGCGCCAAGACAGGACUUCUAAAUGACUUCUUUUGUAGUUUAUUCACAAAAGAGGACACUUCGAAUGUGCCAGCAAUGGAGGAUAAGAUCCUUAAAGAGGUCGCACAGUUCAUAACAAAAAUAACAAAACCGCUAACGAUAAUGUACACCAAGUCAGUUGAGUGUGGUAACCUCCCAGCGCAAUGGGAACAAGGGCAAGUCGCCCCUAUUUUCAACAAGGGAGAUAGAAGUAUGGCGGGUAACUAUCGACCAGUCAGCUUAACAGCAAUGCUCUGUAAAAUCCUGGAGUCCAUCAUCAGGAAGGCAGUGAUGAGGCAUAUGACGGAUUACAAAUUGUUCUGUGACGAGCAACAUGGAUUUGUGCCUCACCGGUCAUGCAUGACCCAGCUCCUAGUGUGUCUAGAUGAGUGGACUGUAAUUUCUGAGGAAACGAGGGGUUUAUUCAUAUUCGGUCUUUCCUAUGGGGGAUAG
Ostrea edulis (European flat oyster) is the source of this 774-nucleotide messenger RNA. RefSeq lists its product as uncharacterized. Bases 1 to 774 code for a protein of 257 amino acids. Lineage: Eukaryota; Metazoa; Mollusca; Bivalvia; Ostreida; Ostreidae. The record is from RefSeq and is a predicted model, not a curated record. The transcript is spliced from 3 exons.